AUGAGGAACGCAAGCUCCAACGCCACACAGACGCAGAAGUUGGACACCUUUGAAGAUGCGCUGGCCAAAAAUCUGAUCGUGGUGCUGUGUGGGCUCUUCAUCGUCUACGUGAACGGGGCCCUCGUGCGCGUCUACUUCAGUGUCCCCUCCCUCAGGCAGGAGGCUCGCUACGCACUCUACAUCCAUCUGGUGCUAAACGACAUGCUGCUGGUGAAGAUAGCUGUGAUGCUGCACGUGCUGAGCUACGCCCCGGGUUUCAUCAGUGUGCCUCUCUGUUACUUCUUCGUACUCGCCAUCGACGCUGCCUUCCGGAACACUCCCAUCAUUCUGGCUGGUAUGGCAGUGGAGCGCUUCGUGGCCGUGUGUCUGCCCCUCCACCACGCCCGCCUCUGCACGACCAACCGAGCGCAGGUCUUCAACGCGGCGACAUGGUGUGCAGGAAUCACGCCGAGCCUCGCCAGCCUGAUCUUGUCCUUGAAACAACGCCCCCCGCUAUUUCUCACCUCUAACAUCCUGUGCUACCACGCUAACCUGUUCAGCGGGCCAGUCCAUGCGAUGACCACAGCAGCGGGCAACGGUAUCUGCAUGGCCGCGGUGUGGGUGACGCUGUUCUACACGUACAUGCACGUGCUCUGGACGGCCCGCGCCGCCAGUUCGAAGAGGGGCCAAGCCCAAAAGGCCCAGCGCACCAUACUGCUGCACGCGGGCCAGCUGUUGCUCUGCAUGCUGUCCUACAUGAGUCCUCUGAUCAACGUUCUCAUGAUCGCCGUGUUCCCUCGGUGGCGCACCAAGGUGCUCUUUGGCGUGUUCCUGCUGACACACCUGCUGCCCCGAGUGCUGAGCCCACUUAUCUACGGCAUCAGGGACCAGAACUUCAAGAAGCAUAUCAAAAACACAUUGCUCUGUCGAGCAGGCACUAACAGCAUAAAAGUCCAUAUUUAG
Sardina pilchardus (European sardine) is the source of this 942-nucleotide messenger RNA. Its product is annotated as odorant receptor 131-2-like. Gene Ontology annotation, cellular component: membrane. NCBI's taxonomy places the organism in Eukaryota, Metazoa, Chordata, Actinopteri, Clupeiformes, Clupeidae. The record is from RefSeq and is a predicted model, not a curated record. Gene Ontology annotation, biological process: detection of chemical stimulus involved in sensory perception of smell; G protein-coupled receptor signaling pathway. The transcript has a single exon. Bases 1 to 942 code for a protein of 313 amino acids. Gene Ontology annotation, molecular function: G protein-coupled receptor activity; odorant binding; olfactory receptor activity.